Molecule: messenger RNA, 753 nt
Organism: Fusarium musae
Lineage: Eukaryota; Fungi; Ascomycota; Sordariomycetes; Hypocreales; Nectriaceae
Exons: 2
Coding region: 1-753 (250 amino acids)
Source: RefSeq, a predicted model, not a curated record
AUGUCUAACCCUACUAUCGUCUUCGCUCCUGGUGCAUGGCACACAGCUGAUUGCUACGAUGUCGUCCGCAAAGACCUCCACGCCAAGGGCUGGGACACUGAGGCUGUUGAUUACCCCUCCGUCGGCGCUGAGCCUCCUACCGUGGGCUUGAGCGAUGAUGUCGCAGCUGUGCGAGCUGUUAUUGAGAAGUUGAUUGGGGAGGGCAAGAAGGUCAUGGUUGUUGUGCACUCGUACGGCGGGCUUGUCGGUGCUGAGGCUGUCAAGGGCUUGGGUUUGAAGCAGCGUGUGCAGGAGGGCAAGACGGGCGGUGUGAUUCAGCUUGUUUAUCUGAGUGCGUUUGUCAUGCCAAAGGGAGUUAGUAUUCUUGCGGCGCUUGGAGGAGAGUAUCUUCCCUGGAUGCGAGUCGAGGGAGACUAUGUCUACGCUGACACACCCGAGAACGUAUUCUACCACGAUGUUGAAUCUGAGACUCAGGCCAAGGCCAUUGCUGCGUUGAAGCAUCAAUCUCGCCGCGUGUACACCGAUAAUGUCGAAUAUGAGCCGUGGCACGACGUCCCUUGCUUCUUCAUCUUCUGCGAUGAAGACCGCGCUAUUCCUCUGGCUAUCCAGGAGAACCUGGCAGCUACGUUGGGUCCUGACGCUGGAAGCUUCCAUAUCAAGAGCUCUCACUCACCGUUCUUGUCGCUGCCUAAGGAGACGGUUGAGGGACUGGAGAAGGCUGCUCAGGAUGGCUUGGCCAAGAGCUCAAGCUAG